Molecule: messenger RNA, 1971 nt
Organism: Argiope bruennichi
Lineage: Eukaryota; Metazoa; Arthropoda; Arachnida; Araneae; Araneidae
Product: ligand-gated ion channel 4-like
Exons: 9
Coding region: 261-1718 (485 amino acids)
Biological process (GO): signal transduction; regulation of membrane potential; nervous system process
Cellular component (GO): synapse; neuron projection; postsynaptic membrane
Molecular function (GO): acetylcholine-gated monoatomic cation-selective channel activity; transmembrane signaling receptor activity
Source: RefSeq, a predicted model, not a curated record
AGCACGCGAAACUUUCCCCUCGGCAUUUCACUUCAGUGCUUGUUGCGUGGAUCUGGAAACGUUCGGUGGAAACUUUUCUCAGCAAAUAAAAGUCCUUGAAAAAUAUUUUUGAGCGGCUAAAGAUAAAUUGUUCUGUGAAGUGUUUCAUAAAUCCCUUUGCUAUAGAGUAAUCUUUUUGUUUGCAGAAAGUUUUUUUCAGAAAAAAGUUAGAAAUUCCUCUAUGUUUGGAGAUCAAGGAGGCGGUUGAGUCUUCUGUCUUCAUGCAAAACUACCAGCAGAGAUGCAUCAUGUUCUCGGAGAUUUCUGUCAUGAUCAUUGUUAACGUCAUAAUGGCCACAGCACGGGAUGAAAAUGAAUAUCGUCUCACGAAGUAUCUCCUUUCAAAUUACGACAAGAGCGUCCGACCUGCUCGACACACCUCCGAACCUGUGAAUGUGACUUUUGGACUUGCCCUGACGCAAAUUAUUGAUGUGGACGAAAGAAACCAGAUUUUAACUACCAACUGCUGGCUUAAUCAGAUUUGGAUGGAUUAUGGAUUAGUGUGGAAUCACUCUGAAUUCGGAGAUAUUAAAGUAGUCAGAAUACCAGCAGAUAAAGUAUGGCGACCUGAUAUUAUCUUAUACAACAACGCUGAUUCUCAGUACAAUAAUGCCAUCUUGAGUACCAACGUCAUUAUUUCCUCAGACGGAAACCUCACCUGGCUCUCCAGCGCCAUCUUCAGGAGUUCGUGUAAAAUAAACGUCGCAUGGUUUCCAUUUGAUGAACAAAACUGUUCUAUGAAAUUCGCAUCGUGGUCCUAUGAUGGCUUCAGAGUAAAUGUCAUUAUUCAAACAAAGGAAGGCGAUUUAUCGAAUUACGUGGAGAAUGGAGAAUGGGACCUUAUUACUAUGCUUGUUGAAAGAAACGAAGUAUACUACUCCUGCUGUCAGGAGCCGUAUCCAGAUGUGACGUUCCACAUAGUUCUUCGAAGGCGGCCCUUGUUCUACGUGUUCAACCUCAUUCUUCCAUGCAUGCUGAUCACGGGCAUCGCCCUGCUCAGUUUCUAUAUGCCUUCCGACUCGGGGGAGAAGGUCACCCUGGGCAUCACCACCCUCCUCUCCAUGACCGUCUUCCUCAUGGUCAUCGGAGAGAGUAUGCCGCCCACUUCGGACACAGUGCCGCUUAUAGGUCUCUACUACGCUGUCGUCAUGACACUGGUGUCACUGGCAACGGCCAUGUCAGUGGUAACAUUAAACAUUCAUCAUCGAGGACUCCACGGAAACGAAGUUCCUUCAAUUGUCAAAAAGUUCGUAUUUGGCGUUCUAGCUAAGAUGCUUUUCAUUCGAGUGCAAUUUCCAGAUACUUUAGAUUCAAGUAACUCGAUGUUUUGCAGAAUGUCUAAUACAAAGAUAAUACCAGACAAAGAUUAUUGUGAAAAUGGAGGCAUUUCUCCCAAACUCCACUGCAGCAACAACUGCAUUACAAAUCUUCACAGAGCAAUAAAGAACCCCAUGGAGAAUUUCGAGAUACAAUUUUUAAAAGUGCUGGAAAAAGUUUACCAAACUAUUGAAAGAAAUGAAAUUCGUACAACAGAACAAGACAGGAGAGACAAAAUCAAAUCAGAAUGGCAACAUGUAGCAUUAAUAAUAGACAGAUUUUUGUUAUGGGUAUUUAUUAUAUCCACUCUUGGCACAACAUUUGGAAUUCUUUCAAUGUCCCCGCAUGCCAGAUUGUAUUGAAAAUAUUAUAUAAUUUAAACAUUCAAGAUUAAAAGAAGGUCAUACACUUAUGAUAUAAACAUUAAAAAUGUUUAAUGGUAAGAAAUUGACAUUUUAGUCAGUUUUAAUGAAGUAAAGGUUAGGCAGUAAGUUUGAAAUUGUUCAGGCAUAUAAUCGUUGAAGUUCGCACAUCUGAAAUAAUAGAAACCAUGAAGGAAUUACAAAGUUGAUGGUUACAGGAGUUGUGAAGAGUAGAUAAAAGAAUGCCUAUUAG